AAAGGAAAAAAUGGAUAAACUGGACCUCAUCAAAAUAAAAGCUUCUGCUCUUCGAAGGUCACUGUAAAGAGAAAGAAAACGCAGCCGCAGACUGGGAGACAUCCCUGCGGGUGACACAGACUGACAGACGGCGGCCCGGCGCCCAGAACACACCGAGGGGCCUCGAGAGUCAACAACGAGCGGACAACGGCAAUUUUUAAAAAUGGACAACAAUCCCCUGUGCGGCCACCCUCCGAACACAAAACAAACAACGGACCGAGCACGUGGACGCUUUGCCAAAGAAAACAGUGCGACCAGUACCGCAAGGGCAUCAUCUCGGGCUCCAUCUGCCAGGACCUGUGCGAGCGGCACAGGGUGGAGUGGGGAGCCUGCCUCUCGACGGCCCCGGGUCAGCAGGUAUGCCCGCGGCAGGGCGGGGGCCUGGGACUGAUGCCGCCCAUGUGCUGGGAGGGGGACUUCUGCACGAGGAUCCCUGUGGCCCCAUCCAGGUGUACAGCGGGCUCUGGCAGGACAAGGUGGUGACUAUUAAGUGUGGCAUCGAGGGGGCCCUGAACUCCAAGGCCCAGUCAGAUUUGGGCCCCCGACGGGAGCUGGUGCUGUUUGACAAGCCCACCAGGGGCACCUCGAUUAAGGAGUUCCGGGAGAUGACCCUCAGCUUCCUCAAGGCGAACCUGGGAGACCUGCCUUCCCUGCCGGCUCUGGUUGGCCAGGUCCUGUUUAUGGCUGACUUCAACAAAGAUGGCAGGGUGUCCCUGGCUGAGGCCAAGUCCGUGUGGGCCCUGCUGCGGCGCAAUGAGUUCCUGCUGCUGCUGUCCCUGCGGGAGAAGGAACAUGCUUCCAGGCUCCUGGGCUACUGCGGGGACCUCUACCUCACCGAAGGCGCCCCCCAUAGCUCCUGGCCGGGGGCCGUGCUGCCACCCCUCCUGCGCCCACUUCUGCCCCCCGCCUUCCACCGGGCCCUUCAGCAGUGGUUUGGGCCCGCCUGGCCCUGGCGGGCCAAGAUCGCCAUCGGCUUGCUGGAGUUCGUGGAGGAACUGUUUCACGGCUCUUAUGGGACCUUCUACAUGUGUGAGACCACGCUGGCCAACGUGGGCUACACGGCCACCUAUGACUUCAAGAUGGCGGACCUGCAGCAGGUGGCGCCCGAGGCCGCCGUGCGUCGCUUCCUGCAGGGCCGCCACUGCGAGAACAGUGCUGACUGCACCUAUGGGCACGACUGCAGGGCCCCGUGCGACAGGCUCAUACGGCAGUGCAAGGGUGACCUCAUCCGGCCCAACCUGGCCAAGGUGUGCGAACUGCUGCGGGACUACCUGCUGCCUGGCGCCCCAGGUGCUCUCCGUGAGGAGCUGGGCCAGCAGCUGCGCACCUGCAGCACACUGAGUGGCCUGGCCAGCCAGGUGGAGGCGCACCACUCGCUGGUGCUCAGCCACCUCAAGACCCUGCUCUGGAAGGAGAUCUCCAACACCAAGUACUCCUGAUGUCCCCCCCCAGCCCUCCCUCCACUCCCUCCUGGACGCCAGGAACUGGGGUGGGGGCCGAGGUUCCAGCAGCCCAGGGCAGCAGCUGUCACCCUGUCCCUCAAGGUGACCCCACUGCAAAGUCCCACCCCCAGUGUUCAGGGCUCUCUGGGUUCAACAAGUCACAGACAGGUGGGACUCUCUGGGCUGAGACAGGAAAGGCAGGAGGGGGAGAGUUCCCGGAGCUUAACCAUGGAGGGCUGGCCGAGGGGCCCACCCAGGCCCAGGUGGGUUUUGAACAUGAUGUAAAUAAACAGCUUUUAUGUA
This is a messenger RNA of Galeopterus variegatus (Sunda flying lemur), 1784 nucleotides long. RefSeq names its product family with sequence similarity 69, member B (gene DIPK1B). The transcript has 3 exons. The coding region runs from base 399 to 1478 and encodes 359 amino acids. The record is from RefSeq and is a predicted model, not a curated record. NCBI's taxonomy places the organism in Eukaryota, Metazoa, Chordata, Mammalia, Dermoptera, Cynocephalidae.